Messenger RNA from Salarias fasciatus (jewelled blenny), 2276 nucleotides. RefSeq names its product bestrophin 1 (gene best1). The transcript is spliced from 9 exons. Bases 74 to 2260 code for a protein of 728 amino acids. Gene Ontology annotation, molecular function: chloride channel activity. The record is from RefSeq and is a predicted model, not a curated record. Lineage: Eukaryota; Metazoa; Chordata; Actinopteri; Blenniiformes; Blenniidae.
UAAAACCCCAACACAUCAGUUUCCUUCAUGUCUGGCCAAAGUCAGCCAGCCAGCAGGGCAGCAAGCAACAGCAAUGACAGUGACGUACUCUCGCAGAGUUGCCAAUGCAGGUUUGGGAACCUUCUUUCAUCUCCUUCUGCGAUGGAAAGGCAGCAUCUAUAAACUCCUCUACAGAGAGCUCAUCAUCUUCACCCUCCUCUACUACUUCUUCAGUGUCGUUUACAGGUUUGUGCUUAAUGACAACCAGAAGAGGCUGUUUGAGAAACUUUCUAUAUAUUGUGACCGCUACGCUGAGCUCAUCCCCGUGUCCUUUGUGCUGGGUUUUUACGUGAACUUGGUUGUGACCCGCUGGUGGGGCCAGUUUGAAAACGUGCCGCUGCCGGACCGUUUGGCAGCGUUAGUAGGAGGUCACGUACGUGGCGCCGAUGAGGCCUCAAGGCUGACCCGACGAACCCUGAUGCGGUACGCCAACCUCUCUGGUGUGCUCAUCUAUCGCUCUGUCAGCACUGCUGUAUAUAAGCGGUUCCCCACCAUGGAGCACCUGGUACAGGCAGGCUUGAUGACGUCGGAGGAGCUGAGGCACCUGGAAGAUUUGCCGUCUGCUCAUAACAAGUUCUGGGUGCCCUGCAUGUGGUUCGUCAGCCUGGCUCUCAGAGCUCGGACUGAGGGCCGCAUCAACAACGACGUGGCGCUCACCGCCAUUCUCACUGAGUUGAAUAGUUUACGGACAAAGUGUAUGAAGCUGUACGGUUAUGACUGGAUAAGCCUGCCUCUUGUCUAUACUCAGGUGGUGACUGUGGCAGUCUACAGCUUCUUCCUGGCUUGUCUGAUUGGUCGUCAGUUCUUGGACCCGACUCAGGGAUACCCAGGCCAUGACCUGGACUUCUACCUACCGGUUUUCACCCUGCUGCAGUUUUUCUUUUAUGUCGGUUGGCUCAAGGUUGCUGAGCAACUCAUCAAUCCUUUCGGGGAAGACGACGAUGACUUUGAAGCCAACUUGCUUGUUGAUCGUAACUUGCAGGUGUCCUUAUUGUCUGUGGACGAGAUGUACGACAGUCUGCCCCUGGUUGAAAGGGACAUGUACUGGAACAAGUCCGAACCGCAGCCUCCCUACACGACCGCGAGUGCCGAGCACCGCAAACCCUCCUUCAUGGGCUCAGCGCUCAAUAUCAGUGUCCCGAAAGAAGAGAUGGAAUUUCAGUCCAACCUGGAGCAAAUCAAAGAAAAUGAGGAAGCCAACUACUCUACCCCGCUGCUUGGAGGGCUGGGCCGUCUCCUCGGCGUUAACUCGCCCAGCUUUCCACGCUCCUCCCGGGUUCCUCUGCUGCGCCGCCGCCCCGGAGCUCCGCUGAGCCGUUUCCCUCUUUACCUGCACUCCGAAUCAACAUCAGCGGGUCAAACCCGUCAGCCUCUGAACCCGGACCGGGAUCCAGACUACGCCUUCUCCAACAUGCCCCUGUAUGAGAGACCAGGUUUCUACAGCUGCCCUCAGACGCCCAUCCACUGCGUGCCCCCCGCUGUGCCUCGGCCUCGACCUGCCCGAAGAACCCUCAACGAGUGGGAUCGCAGCUGUAGCUCUCUCGCCCCGCCCACGGUGGGCUCUCAGCUGCUGCCGCCCGACACUCCCGGCCACAUCCCACCACCACCGUCCUCUGCUUUUCCCUGGCUGAGUGAGGACGGCGACGCACCGAAUCAGCCCACCUUCUCCUUCCCCGAUCCCACACCUGAACUUUGCCCGAUAUCCAAACUCAGACCGGGACACGGCCUGCUUUCCCGCCGUCCCCUGCCCCCCCGCCUCACUCUGGAUCCCCUCUCGUCAUGUGACGGCCCGCCUGGACCCCCGAGCGCCCGGACCACAGGAAGUGGAGCAGAACGGGUGUUCUCGUUCACGCCGCCGUCCCACACAGCGGCAGCGGCAGCAGCAGCAAAUCCCGGUAAUCCCACCAGCAGCUCCGGCAGCAUUAAUGCAACAAGCACCAACAGCGCUGGCACCGCAGGAAGUCUCUGCAAAGCCACAAACCACACUAAUUUUAGUAACCAUGGGAACUUCAGCGCCACCAUGAGGGCAACCAACGGGGGAAACAAUGGCGGAAUGAGCAAUAACAUGAACACAGCUUCCGCUUCGGCGCCGCCACAGCAAGAAACCAAUCAGCAAAACUCACCCAAUGAUUCCGGGAUCUCGUUGGCUGAAGGGGACCUGCUGGGCGUCCUGGUGGAUGGGGGGGUGAAGAAGGCGGCAGGAGGGAGGGAGCAGGACUGAGAUAGGGUGACACUGU